CCAUCCACGGAGCUGGGACCCUGAGAACUCCGACGGGAACCCAAUGCUACUGGGAAAACAGCUCCCAGCGGCAUGGUACACGAGACCAAGGUUGAAUUCUGAGGGGAGUGGGGUCUAGUGGGCCCUGUGUGUGGCUGCAGCCUAACUGGUUUGUGCAGGGAGGAGAAUAAAAUGCCUUGUGUCUCACUGCUAGGGCACGGGCUGCACAUGUCUGUCUCUUUCUCUCCCUUCCGCUCUUCUGUCUCCUCCAAUCCCCUUUGUGUUCUUCCUGCUCCUCCUUAGGGUCUCAAAGCCCCUCUAGCUGGGUUUCCACUGGGUCUUCGGCCUGGACAUGUAUGAACUCAACGCCUACCUCUCCCUGGGCAUGUUCUCUGCCAUCUUUCUCCUCACCCUCACUGCCGGUACCGCUGCACUCUCUCCUGACCCCCGUCUGGUGCUGCCAUUCCCACACUGUGACCCGGAUCAGGAAGCUGGUCAUGGGCGUGUAGCUGGUCUCCUUCACCCUCAGUGCUCCCUAACUCCUGGAGUUGUCUGCAAGAAUAGUUACACCCCCUCUGGAGAGGGGGACGGAGCCGAGACACCAGCCUGGGGGAGACGUCUCCAUCUGCUGCUGUUCAGGGUGCAGUUCCUGCUGGAUGCCCUACUGCCCCUCCUCACCAGUGUGGGAUGCCAGGGCCGGAAGGGGCUGGAGAUUAAGAAGAAGGGGAUGGUGAGGAGCAGGAAGCCUUUCAAAGUCAUGGUGACUGCGGUGGUGUCGUCCUUCAUCUGCUGGCUGCCCAACCACCUCUGCCAUGGCCUGCUGCUCUACAAGAAUGCGGUGCCGGUGUCGGUCACGAGUGCCUGAAAGUGCCUGGAGUUAGAGAGCAUUGGAAACUUGUCAUACCACUUGUUUCUUCA
This is a messenger RNA of Dermochelys coriacea (leatherback sea turtle), 897 nucleotides long. RefSeq names its product probable G-protein coupled receptor 33. NCBI's taxonomy places the organism in Eukaryota, Metazoa, Chordata, Testudines, Dermochelyidae. Gene Ontology annotation, molecular function: G protein-coupled receptor activity; complement receptor activity. Bases 332 to 844 code for a protein of 170 amino acids. The transcript has a single exon. Gene Ontology annotation, biological process: inflammatory response; complement receptor mediated signaling pathway; positive regulation of cytosolic calcium ion concentration. Gene Ontology annotation, cellular component: plasma membrane. The record is from RefSeq and is a predicted model, not a curated record.